CAACUUUCAAUUCAUGAUGACAACUUAAAUGUUCAUUUUAGUUGUCCAAUUUUUGAUAAUAUUGGUCUUAUUAUCCGAGUACAAGAUUCAAAACAUACUAAGAAAACUGCCUGUAAUGCUUUAAUAUCUAGAGCUCGUUUGUUGACAUUUAGAACAUCAUCAGCCCAAUAUUCUUAUCUUCUUAAUCUUAUAAAACAUCAUGAUUCAAUUAUGUAUAGAAAUGAUAUUGUAAAGUUAGAUUAUCAAGACGAUAAAGGUUUUUUUAUAUAUCUAUUUGUAAUGGGUAAAUAA
Messenger RNA from Racocetra persica, 291 nucleotides. Lineage: Eukaryota; Fungi; Glomeromycota; Glomeromycetes; Diversisporales; Gigasporaceae. The record is from the annotation of a GenBank genome assembly.